This is a messenger RNA of Cynoglossus semilaevis (tongue sole), 5249 nucleotides long. RefSeq names its product cilia and flagella associated protein 43 (gene cfap43). The coding region runs from base 231 to 5171 and encodes 1646 amino acids. The record is from RefSeq and is a predicted model, not a curated record. Gene Ontology annotation, molecular function: protein binding. Gene Ontology annotation, biological process: cilium assembly; sperm axoneme assembly. Lineage: Eukaryota; Metazoa; Chordata; Actinopteri; Pleuronectiformes; Cynoglossidae. Gene Ontology annotation, cellular component: axoneme. The transcript has 39 exons.
UACUCAGCAUUUUUAAGAUUUUAAACAUAUUGAAUUAGUAUGUGACGCCUCACGUACUAAUUCAAUAUGUUUAAAAUCUAUUUAAUAUGCAAUUAACCGAAAGGAGAAAAGUUUUUAAUCUAGUCCGGACAUUACAGGACAACAUCUGAAAACACAAGUUUGAUUAGCAGCCACAGCAGUGGAAAAACAAAAACCCAAAGAAACUGUGUCUACUUUUAUAUUAAGGUUAAAUGGAAAGCUUAAAAAUCAGGUGGACCCUAGGUUUCACAGGCGAGGGUCUUCAGUUUGUGGACAGUAAAACAAUUUGUUACAUAAUUGGGAACAAUAUAUUUUUCCUGGACCUGGAAUCAGAAGUACACAGUGUGUUUCAGGGCACUAGCAGGGGCAUUGGUGUACUGACUGCCAGUGGCAUCACUGGGGUUUUUGCUUUUUCUGAGCAGAAGUUAUCACCAUCUAUAUUUGUGCAUGGUUUUCCAGACUUUCAACUGAAAAGUGAACUAAAAGGAACAGCACAGCUCGACUACACAUCUCUGGCACUGAGUGAUGGUGGUCCAUAUUUGGGUUGCUGUUCCUCUCUUCCAGACCACAGCAUAACUGUGUGGAACUGGGAAAAUGCUGAGCCAAUAUGCACACAAGCACAAGCGGGCAGAGACGUUUUCUCUUUGCUGUUUAAUCCUACAAAUUGGCUUCAGCUCUGUGCUCUGGGCACGACAUCCAUCACUGUCUGGAACAUUGAGAAAAGUGCCAGCUUUCAUGUCCUGAAACCAUGUGACAUCCAGCUUCCUGCAAUGGAGGGUUUGUCUGCAGAGAAACAGACGCCCACUCCUCAUAGAGUCAGUGAGAGUUUGUCCUACUUUGGGCCAGAAAUGCCACCAUCAGCUAUUGCAGGUCUCAAGUGUGACACGGCAGAGGGCAUUGUGACUAAACUCUUCACAAGAAACAGACUAACUCCUACUGCCAUCUGCUGGACGACAACGUCAGAGCUCCUCGUGGGCUGUGCAGAGGGAUUCCUCCUACUCAUUGACCCAGAGAGCCUGUCUCUCUCUGUCCUCUUCAAUCCCACAUGCCCCGGUGCAGUUGUUGAUCUUACAAGCGGCAGUUUUCAAAGUCUAACCCUUGACAAAAAAGGACUGAUUAUUGUUGUGAAGGAUGCUUUGGUGCACAGUCUGCAAAUUAAAGGGGCUCAGGUUGAAGUCGUACAAACCUGGAAGUUAGAGGGACCGGCUACAACCGUGAUGUACUCCCCUGACUAUGAAAUAUUACUUUCAUAUUCCAGGACAGGUGCAAUUUACAUGUUGAACUCCUCUCAGUCAGACGUGAUAGUGAAGGUCCUGGAUGUCCUUAGUGGAAACUUUGUGUCAGCAGCUUUCCUGUCCAACAAAGAGAACACUUGUGUGACGAUAAGGGAUUCUGGAGAGUUGCAAAUGUUGUCUGCCGAUGGUGCGUGCCUUGGAUCUCUGCACGUGGAAGUCAAGGUCACAAGUCUGGCCUGCUGCCCUGCUGCGAACUACGCAGCUGUAGGAACAGCAUCAGGACAGGUCCUCUUUGUGGACUUGAACAACGCGCAUGAGCCUCGCCUCGUGCAUCAACUUCAGCUUUACCACACUGCAGUCAAUCAUUUAGCUGUUGAUCAGGAGGGUCACUACCUUUUCACCGGUUCUUCAGAUUCACAUAUUUACAUAAUAGAUGCAAAGCCGUCCAAAGGAUUUUCAGUCAUUGGAUACACAGUUGCUCCUGGAGCUAUUUUGUCUCUUUCCACUCAGUGUGUGAGAGACAGUCAACAGGUGAAGGUUCUUGCUCUGUGCAGUGGGCAGGAGUUCAAGACUCAUGGUGGUAACCUGCUCACACUGCUCUCUCUGCCUGCGAAAGACAUCACGGGCCCAAACUUUGUCGACCGACACGGUUGUCUGACAUCUGACAGCCUUGAAGCAUCCGUGUAUGAAGUUCCUCACCCCUUGCAGUGCUGUGUUCUCGGAGUCUCCGAGGUCUUCGCUUACUGUCACAUGAGGAAAAGUCUCCAGUGCUUUCAACUUGCCCAGGAAACAGACGUUCCCACUGAGCAGAAGGUCCAGCUAAAAGCAGUGCAGGAAGUUCGGGGUCAUCCUCUGGGCCCUGCUUCUCUGGCUCUGUCUCCUAAUAACUCACGGCUGGCCUCUGUAGGCCAUGACGGCCUGCUACGUGUUCGAGAAACAGCCGCCAUGGAGCGCUACGCUGAGCUGCAGUGUCACGUCUGUCGACUUGGUGGAGCGGGGAGCGUGGCCUUCUCUGCAGACGGCACGAAGCUUCUUACUGUUAAAGAUGGCUGUCUGGUGUGCACAGAGCUCAGAAAUCAAGAUGUGGUUGAUGAUGUGAAUACAGCAACUCAGCAAAGUCAGAAAACAACUCAUUUUGUGAAGGCAACGUUCACUAAGGAGAACCCUGUCCUUAUUGAAAUGCCCGUGUGGAACCAACAACCCUGGGCUGAUGUAGUAAAAGUGAAGGGGAGCAGCAGCGGCGGAGCUGAUUUUGCGGAUGUGACUGAGCAGCAUGAGGGUGUUGGCAGCCUGCUGUCAGCUUCACCUUCAACCCCAACCUGGCAGGAAAGCAGACAAGAGGCGGUGACGAAUGAAGACAAUGAAAAGGUUUUUGAGGUGAAGGCAAACAUGAGGCAAACCGUGCAAGAGUUACGUGCUGCUAUCCAGGAGAUGAUGCGUGAAAAUGAGAACCUCCCAGCCGUGGAGCGUCUGUCACCACAGGAGUUCAACCUGGAUGUUGAGGAGCAGAGGAGAGUAGAGGCCACAGUGCAGGAGGAAGUGAACAGGGUAAAAGAAGAAAUUGAAAGGGAUAUCACAGCAAAGUGUUACCUGGGUGACAUCCUGAAGAGAGAGUGCUGGGAUUCGGUGAAGGUCAAAGGCAGAGCCAUUAAGGGCUUUUGCUCCAAACACGAGGUGAAGAACUACCCUCUGAGGGAGCGAACAGAAAAACAGGUGGAGGAGCUCAACAGAGUACAGAAUAUCAGGAGGAUCGAAAUGGCUGCCAGCACACACCGUGGCCUGGAGAAAAGUCUCAACACACCCAGCCACAAAGAGGAAAAUCAGGAGGAAGACUGCAUGGCACACAGUGCUGCCGUAACAGGAAGUUUCUCCGCUCAGCUGGGAUGUUCAAAUCCUUACACAUAUGAUCAGUUCAGCCUGCAAACCACCGAGCAGAUGCUCAACCAGAUUAUUCUGCUACAGGAUGUGAUUCAUCGCAUCAAGACGUCCUUCAACGCCGAGUUUGAAGCCGUGCACAGGCAGAAGGUGCAGGAGCUCAGUCGUGUGAAAGACAGGAACAGACUGAUUAGGGACAUCAUGCUGAAGCUGGAUGUGAAGGAGAACCUGUGGGAGCCCACACUGAGCAACAGCGAGUGUCCAGAGAGGCUGCUGACCGUGGAGGAUUCUGAGAUAAAAGCAGAGAAGUUUCUCAGCCCGGAAGAAAAAAAGCAGGAGGAGAGAAAGAAAUUGGAAGAGCAGCGACGUUUGGCUGCCAAGGGCGAUGACAGCAGAGAGAGAGGACUUGAUGACAUGAUGGAAGGAGUUCUGGAAGUGAAAAAAGAAGACAUUUUGAAAAAGGAAAUACCUCUGCCCGAGUUUGUGUUAACCAAAGCUGAACCUGACUGGAGUGAGGAAGAGAAAAAAGUCUACAAACAGUACGAAAAGAAAACGAAAGCCUUAAGUGAGGAGAAAGAGAAAUACAAACAGUUACUGGAAACUGAAAUGAAAAAACUACAGGCCUGCACCAGAGAGGCAACUGAAAGGUUUGAUGAGACUCUGGCAAAGCUCUACCAGAAGAAGUUCAAGUGUGAAAUGGCCGUGUAUCAGGAAGAGCUGAAAAUCACAUAUCUUGUUUAUUCGUUGCUCGCGGAAGAGGAGAUGAGGAAUCGAGAGCUGGAGCUCAAGCUCAAACUUGAAAAGUUGUUGGCGUUCAAGGAUGACAUUGGAGAGGAGGUGAGGAGGCGGGAAGAAGAAGUGGAAUUGUUUCAUGAGGAAUAUGACACCAUCGUAGCAGAGGACAAAAUUCUGGACAAGGAAUUCAGGAAGGAGUUCUUGGACGUGCCAGCAAAUAUUGUCGAUCAUUUGUAUAAGCUCUUCAAGCGCAGACCCAGGCUUCAAAAGCUGAGGACUCAGACCAACAACAAACCUAACUUGGUUAAAGAGCAGCGGUCCGGCGGUUCCUCGGCUGCAGAUGCGCUGGGCAAAAUGUUCAAGGCCAUGGAGGAGCUGGACGCUGCGGAAAACGCACCUGAGGGUUUGAACCUGUCCAUCUGGGAGAGAUUCUGUCUUGUACGCAGAACAAAAAUAGAGAGUGAACAAAAGGUCAGAGAAAGAGCGCUGACCUUCGCAGAGAUGCAGGCGUUUCUGCAGAAGAGGAGAGACGAACACAGGGCCGUGGAACAGGAAAUGAAAACUCUGUCUGAUGAUCUUGAGAGUCUCCAUAGGGAGAAAAACCGAUUCCUGAUGGACACCAUGGUCCAGGUCGUGGUCAAACAAGGUCAGGUGUCCACCUUGAGGUCUGACGACUACACCGAUGCUGUACUGCUCCACAGGAGUGCGGUGGGAGAACUCAACAGAACCAUCAGGACGCUUGCGGAGCAGAAAAUCACUGCCAUGGUGGAGUGCAAAGACUUCAGCAGGGGCACAAUCCAACUCGGGUGGGAGAAAGACGUGAUGAGGAUGCAGAUCGAGGACCUGAACAACAAGGUCAGGGACAUCAGGACGCUGCACCUCACUGAGGCACAGCAGGACUAUCUCAACAGAAUUGAUCGAGACAAACGUGCAUUUAUGCAGAUUUCAGUACUGGAGAAAACUCUAGCUUUUCAGGAGAAGACACACGUACACAAUGUGCAACAACACAUGAAAACGAUAAAGCAGUACAACAGCCAGGCAGCAAAGAAAAGCACCGAAAACACAACUUUGGAACAGGGGCUCCCAAAAAUGCAGGUGGCGUUAGAGGAGACGAAGCACAUCUACCAAACAAUAGCUUCACAGGAAAAUCGAGGUGCAACAGAGGAGCGCUUCCGUGAAAUCGUUCAGAAGAAAAACCUGGAGGACCUGGCCAGAGCGCAGGCUGAAGAUCUUGUCCUCCUCUGGACGGAGCUGGAGCGUCUAAGAAUGAAGAACUUCCCCUCACUGGACCAACUCAAACACAACUGAAAACCGUUUCUCUUCAUCAGAAAACUUUAAAUUAUAUAUAUUAUUUUUUUACAACUGAAAAAUUUAGCAGCAACAAAU